Zasmidium cellare ATCC 36951 is the source of this 411-nucleotide messenger RNA. RefSeq lists its product as uncharacterized. The record is from RefSeq and is a predicted model, not a curated record. The coding region runs from base 1 to 411 and encodes 136 amino acids. The transcript has a single exon. Lineage: Eukaryota; Fungi; Ascomycota; Dothideomycetes; Mycosphaerellales; Mycosphaerellaceae.
AUGACGACCACCCCCCAAACCCCUGACGCCCUCGCAUCAGCCUGGGCCUCCGCCUGGUCCCAGCCCGAACCCACCCUCUGGCUCCCCUUCUACUCCCCAAAAGCAGUCUACACCGACCACGCCCACGGCUUCUCCCGCACUGGGCACGCCUCCCUCAAAAUCCAUCACACAAUCUGGCGCACCUCCAUCCCCGACUUCGCCAUGACGAUCGUCGAGCGCUGGCAUCAGCAAGGCACCAACAUCGACACCGCGAGAUAUAGCAUCCGCUUUCGCGCCACCGGCACGAAUCUCGGUGAUCUCCCUGCAAGGAAGGCUACGGGGAGGAAGUUUGUUAUGCAUGGGAGGGUGGAUUUUGAGAUGCUGAGGCUGCGGGAGGGAAAGGGGUGGGUUCUUGGGAGGGUGGAUGAGUGA